This is a messenger RNA of Drosophila miranda, 1149 nucleotides long. RefSeq lists its product as uncharacterized. The transcript is spliced from 3 exons. The record is from RefSeq and is a predicted model, not a curated record. The coding region runs from base 164 to 682 and encodes 172 amino acids. Lineage: Eukaryota; Metazoa; Arthropoda; Insecta; Diptera; Drosophilidae.
AUAAAGGCGCCCGUUGCAGCAGCCAUAGCACUUAGAAUCCCAGGCGCAUAGCGCAGAGACCAUCUGUAAAGAAGGGUUUUGUUUAGUUGUUAGCGACAACGUCAAAUUUUGUCAGCGACAACGUCCGUAGACCUUUGGAAAAGUAGUUUUACUUGUUUUAAAAAUGCCUCUAAAUCAAAAAUCUCGAGUCAUUCCAAAUCCAAAAAAUUCAAUGGCUGCUCGCGCUGAGGCAGCCGACCGUCCACACGCUGCCGUGGGGUCAAACUAUUUGUUUCCUGCUCCUACUUUAAAUUCUUCUGUGCGCCCGCAGGUGGAAAUAAUACGAAUCACAGAAGAUAUUUUGGGUGCCAUUGAUGAAUUGGAGCUCACGCCGCAGAAUCAGGCUGCACUGGCUCCAAAGGUUACCCAAAAGAUGAACUUUCUACCACACCAAGCAGUGUUCAAGGGUUUGGUUUCUCUAAAUGUCAACGACUCGAUACUGCCGCCCAAGAAGAUAGCACGCAAGCCGUCAAAGGGCCAACACUCCAAGGAGAAUAGAGCAAAGACAGUAGAGCCGGAACUUGAGGACUACGUGCAGCCAAUAGCGCCCAAACAAUUGAAUAUACCCGAGCCUGAGCUUCAUUUGGAGUUUAAACCCGAACCGUUCAACUUUCUCGAGGCGUACAAGAAACUCUUCAAAUAAAGUUGUAAUUUAUUUUACGAUUCAUUAAUAUAUGCGAAUGGUAGCAGUACAAAUGUUGUUUUCGUCCAUUUAACCAAUAAAAUUCAUAACAACCAAAUGCAGAAUCACAUGGGCAAAGAUGAAGUCAGCAAAGCCGCGCUCCGGUGAGAUGCCUGCGAAUACGGUCUUGUUCUGCGGAUUGGCCUGGAGACGGAGACACACUCCCAGGACGAAGCAGCUGACGGUACUGAUGAAGCCGGACAGGAACGAGUUGAACGGGAAGGUGCCCACCAGGCAGCAGUAAACAAACUGAAUGAUGCCGGUCAGCAGAAUGUAGCACAGGUAGAUGUCCACCAGCUUGAGUUUCUUUGUCGUGUUCUGCACAUAGUCGUUGUAGAACUUCGAUAUGACGCCGGUGAUUUCGACCACCAUCUUUCUGCCGUUUUUAAUGUAUUUAUUACGGGAAAUUGAGGCGAAAAAUUCGAAAA